AUGGCGGGCGAGGACCGCGAGGAGGCCGCGCUGACGCGGAAGCUCCGGGACAGCCGCUAUCGCUUCCAGAGACGCAUGCAGCAGCUGAUAGAAAAGUACAACCAUCCCUUCGAGGAUACCCCGCUGGUGGAGAUGGCGACACUAACCUACCAGACGCCCCAAGGAUUGAGACUGUGGGGUGGAGGACUAAUACAGGAAAGAAGCAAAGGACAAAGCCAGGUUGAGGGAUCCCCUGUGACGCCGGUCAGCUGGGUGGACGGCUCCGGGCGAGCUGCAUUGGAAGAUUCAAAAAACAGUGACGUCGAUGCAACUUUCGACCAGGGAGACGAGGUUGCCAUGGCCGUGACGCCUGCAGUGCUUCAGAGCCCUUUGGAAAAUGAGUUACGAAGGAAAUACUUGACCCAGGUGGACAAACUGCUGCAACAUAUAAGCUUUUCAGAGCGUGCAGAUAGCGGAGGCCUGGAGAACAGCCAGGUGACCCUGGUCCCUUUGUUGGCCGAGCCUGCCCAUGGAGACUAUGGUGAUGUCUCUGCAAAGAACCUGGGUGGCCCUGUUAAGUCAGCAUCACCUCUCAGAAAACGUGACCCCUCAGCCAACUUGGCACUGGUGCCCAGAAAUGAUGGUCUUGUGUCACAAGGGGCCAGUAGCCACAGCUUCUUAAGCAGCCAGUCCUUUGAGGCCGAGGAUGUUUGCGACGUGACCAUCAGUGACUUGUACGAGGGCAUGCUGCACUCCAUGAGCCGGCUGCUGAGCACAAAGCCAUCCUGCAUCAUCUCCACCAAGACCUUCAUUGUCCAAAACUGGAGCUGCAGGAGGAGGCCCAGAUGGAAGAGCAGAAUGAACAGAACGUACUGCAAAGGAGGCAGACACGUGCAGAGGGGCUCCAGGGAGCAACGCUUGCCCUGGUCCCAGCCUGAAAAAGAGGCAGGGGCACUGAGAGAUCCCAAGAACUCACUAAAGGUUUCUUGCCGUAAGACAGGUUUUCAGUUGAAGAAAGUUCUUCUUGAGGUAAACAACCCCCAAGUCCAUGAAUUAGUUCCAAGCUGGAAGGAGCCUAAAGUGACUCCCCAAAAGCAUUCUUUGUUGACAUAUUUGGACCCCAGUGCAGGGUAUGAUCUUGAUCAGGAGAAUAGAUUUAUGGCAUUAAAAUGGUUAAUUUCUCCUGUAAAAAUCAUGUCCAAGUCCAGAACUCUCCAGGGCCUUGGGGGAAACCGUCACAGAGAGAUUGAAGUCAAGUUUGACAAGCUGCAUCAGGAAUACUGUCCAAACCGUGUGAGCCAGCCUGGCCCCUCAGGCUCCUGGGCCGUGGAUGUGUACAGAGGUGGCCCUGUAAGCCAUGGAUGUCUCCAGGGCUUGGAAACCCACUGGUCAAGUAUACCUGUCCCACAAAGGCUACAGGAGGGUUUGGAAAAACCAGGGGAAAAAUCUAUCCAAGGGAGUGGAUGCCUGCCAAAGCGUGAUUCCUCUUCCUUGCUUCUUUCCAAGACUGGCCCAGCACAGAGCACAGGCCAUGCUGAGCAAACAUUGGACAGUCUUCUCCAAGAAAGCAGUCUUGGAAUGUUUAGAAGGUCACUGCCAUCCACAAAAGCCAUUUCAAAGCCAAGCAUACAAUCUCUGAGCUGUGGAAGGAAUCGUUAUGAUGACAUUAAAGAAAGAUUUGACAAGCUUCAUCAAGAGUAUUGCCAAAGAUCGCCCCAGCGGAUGAAGGAGACUUUCUGUACUGGACAGUCUCCAGACAGGGCCAGUGUGGAAGCUCAAUAUAAAAAAGACUUCCAAGGAAAAAUGACUGCAGACUCUGCCUUCGAGAGUCCCCAGAAGUCAUUGUCCUUACCCUCGUGGAGCAUAAAAAGUCCAUCGGGCUCAACUGCAAUUGAGAUUCAUCCAUCAACAUGCAUCGCUCAUGCUCCCAGGAGAGACCAGCAGUCACCUGCAAAAAGACGCAGGUUAUCAGACCCUCAGGUGUGUGGAUGGUGGGCCGAGUCCUGGAACUCCACAGGUGUGGGCAGAGCCAUCCCAAGACCAAGGGAAGAGACCCACCCUUUGCAGCUGGACUUGGAAGAGAAGGAAAGAAGAACCCAGGAUGGAAAAGUGAUUCUGUGUUAGAAAAAUUUAGCGCUACAAAUCUGUAAGCUGGCUGUUUGCGAGUGUCCUUUUCCCCCUUGCUCUCUUCCUUUUUUUUUUU
This is a messenger RNA of Trichechus manatus latirostris (Florida manatee), 2182 nucleotides long. RefSeq names its product Holliday junction recognition protein (gene HJURP). The record is from RefSeq and is a predicted model, not a curated record. Bases 1 to 2103 code for a protein of 700 amino acids. Gene Ontology annotation, biological process: CENP-A containing chromatin assembly. Gene Ontology annotation, cellular component: chromosome, centromeric region. Gene Ontology annotation, molecular function: histone binding. Lineage: Eukaryota; Metazoa; Chordata; Mammalia; Sirenia; Trichechidae. The transcript has 9 exons.